Plodia interpunctella (Indianmeal moth) is the source of this 1348-nucleotide messenger RNA. RefSeq lists its product as uncharacterized. Lineage: Eukaryota; Metazoa; Arthropoda; Insecta; Lepidoptera; Pyralidae. Gene Ontology annotation, cellular component: cytoplasm. The transcript is spliced from 6 exons. The record is from RefSeq and is a predicted model, not a curated record. Gene Ontology annotation, molecular function: metal ion binding; methylthioribulose 1-phosphate dehydratase activity. The coding region runs from base 259 to 942 and encodes 227 amino acids.
UUUUAAUACUUUUAUUAGGUACCUACGUCCUUUAUGUACAUACAUUGAUAAAUUUACAUUGCUUUAUCAUUGGGAAUAGUCUGCUGCAUUCAUGUAAAUUAGAUAAAUCUAUAGACCUGCGUGAAUGCUGUCUCAUUUCAGAGUUGAUAAGAGGAUGUACCUAUCAUUUUGAGACAGUGAUAAGCGCAGUAUCAAUUUGUUUAAAUUGUUUGAUUGUAACAGUUCGCUUUAAUAGUAAAUUAAUCGAAUUACAUUACAAUGACCAAGUACGGACCGGAGCAUCCAAGAAAUUUGAUCCCAGAGCUAUGCAACCAGUUCUAUCACUUAGGAUGGGUCACCGGCACUGGAGGAGGUAUUUCUAUUAAGGAAGGGGAGAAAAUCUUCAUAGCCCCAUCAGGAGUGCAGAAGGAGCGUAUGAAACCUGACGAUUUAUUUGUACAAACUAUAAAUGAUGAAGACCUGGAACUACCGCCGCCUGACAAAAAGCUAAAGAAGAGUCAAUGCACGCCGCUCUUCAUGUUAGCGUAUCGUUAUCGCGGCGCGGGCGCAGUCAUACACACGCACUCGCCGCACGCGGUGCGCUGCACACUGCUAUAUGACAAGGAGUUCGUCAUCACACACCAGGAGAUGAUUAAGGGCAUAAAAGACGCGAAACUCGAUCGCUACCUCCGCUACGACGAGAAGCUAGUAGUACCUAUCAUAGAGAAUACUCCAUUUGAACGAGACUUAGCGGGGAGUUUGGCAGAAGCCAUAGAGAAAUACCCCGGAACCAGUGCGGUAUUGGUGAGGAGGCACGGUGUCUAUGUUUGGGGAGACACUUGGCAGGCCGCUAAGACUAUGACCGAAUGUUACGACUAUUUAUUCGAAAUGGCAGUGGAGAUGAAGAAACUUGGGCUGGAUCCAGCCUUCAACCCUGAGACGGCAGAAAAUGGUAAAUCGUAAACGUAUGGGAUGUAUGUAAGUAGGUAUGUACAUAAAAUAUGUUGGAAUAUUUUGUUUAAUAUAUUUUUAAGUAUAACUUUCAGAAGAAUAAUUUAUAACUUGCGAUGUUAAGUAUAUUUUUGUAGUUAAUGUAACAAUGUUGUAAGUAUAUAUUUCUCAAAUGUAUUUUUUACCAAUUUUCGAAUUCUACUAAGCCCUGAAAAAGUUUAAAAAUCGAAUAUGUGUGAUUUUUUUCUCGAAUGUUAACUUUUAUUACUGAAAGUAAUAGGAAUCUGAAUAUAUAUUGUUAAGUUUAACUUUUAUAUGAAAACAUUUUAGGAAUCAGUGUCUUUCGAAUAUGAAAGUAUACUUAGUAGUUAACAGUUAUUUUUGUAUAAAUAAAAAUACAAUAUUGAACAGGAAAAAA